Messenger RNA from Monodelphis domestica (gray short-tailed opossum), 1368 nucleotides. It is a transcript of the gene SST, whose product is annotated as somatostatin. Gene Ontology annotation, molecular function: hormone activity. The record is from RefSeq and is a predicted model, not a curated record. Gene Ontology annotation, biological process: regulation of cell migration. NCBI's taxonomy places the organism in Eukaryota, Metazoa, Chordata, Mammalia, Didelphimorphia, Didelphidae. Gene Ontology annotation, cellular component: extracellular region.
GUGUGUGUGUGUGUGUGCCCGAGUGACUGACAGUGAAAAUGUAUCUGUGCGUAUAUCCAUGUGAGUGCUCUUCCUGGGCUAUAUGGUCGCCUGUGCCAGAGCUUCUUCGAUUUCUUAACUAAGCUUUUCUGGAUGGUGUCCUCUCCCAUCACCUCGUUGAUUGAUUCCGCGAAGCUAAUGGUGCGUAAAAGCGCCAGUGAGAUCCGGGGCGCCUCCUAUCCUGACGUCAGGAAGAGAGUUUAAAAGGGGGGCGAUGCGCAAGGAGAUCCCACAAGCUGCUGCGGAAGACGAGAGGUGGGAAGCCCCGGCUCUGCCCUGUCCUUUCCUGAAGGUUCCAGAGUUUGGAGAGCUGCGCCGUCCUUGACCCCUCGGUGCAGGGAAGAUGCUGUCCUGCCGCCUCCAGUGCGCGCUGGCCCUGCUUUCCAUCACCUUGGCGGUGAGCAGUGUCAGCGCUGCUCCCUCGGACCCGAGACUCCGCCAGUUUCUGCAGAAGUCUCUGGCUGCCACAGCAGGGAAACAGGAAUUGGCCAAAUAUUUUUUGGCAGAACUUCUGUCAGAACCCAGCCAGACAGAAAAUGAGGCUCUGGAGCCAGAGGAAUUGACCCAGGAUGUGGAACCAGAAGAAAUGCGGAUGGAACUCCAGAGAUCUGCUAACUCGAACCCAGCCAUGACAACCAGAGAACGCAAAGCUGGCUGCAAGAAUUUCUUCUGGAAGACAUUCACAUCCUGUUAGCUUUAGAGAAUUCUUCUCACCCAUUUCAGACCUCUGAGUCCUCUCCUCUAAACCCCCACCUUUUCCCCAGUUCCCUGAAUCCUCAGCAAGACCAUCACAAUGAAAGCAGAUGAUUGUAAAUAUAAAACAAACAGUUAUGGUGAAAUUUAGAAGAAAAAAACAAAAAUUAAUUUCAGAUUGUUUUAUUGAACCUUUCCAUUUUAAGGUACAUGAUUAGCUUGGUUUGUGAUUUCAGACUAGUUCUUUACAGUAUACACUCCAACUCUCACAGAUGUUUUAUGUUGAAUUCUUUGUCACAAUAAAGUUUAUGUUGCAAAUUGUAACCCUUAUAUUUCGAUCAUUUACAACUGAGAUGCCUUUUUCAAGGAAAGUUAUGUCUUUAAACGUGCAUAUUUUGAGGAUUUCAGAUGGGGAGAUGCAGCAAAUGUCCCCAGUAAGUAAACCCCCCUAUUUCAAAUUGUGUUUCCCUGUCUAGCUUGUUGUUUGUAUUUCUAGGUAGGCAUGCUUGAAUACAUACCUGUCUACCAAGCUGUUAUGUGAAAUAUCCAAUGUUUAAAAUGUAGGUGGAUCUGCUUUGGAGGUCUGGGAACAGAACUUUCACCUGUGUAGUUCAAAUAAAAUUCUGCAAUUUCAAA